UCAUCCUCACCGUUGGACGGUCGCCGUCAUCUACCCUCCAUCUUUCCCACCCUUCUUCCCCCCAACAUCACUCUACCCUCCCGCCUCGCCACUCCCACCCCACACCGACACUUCCCUAUCCUCCGCCGCCAUGGACCGCGAACCCUCCGUCUCCGACGAGGACGACGACCUCGAGACCCUCGUCCCCCAGAACCACACAAAGCCUCCUUCCCCCUCGUCCCGCUCCCGGGCCUCCUUCAGCAUCUCCGGCUUCCGCCCCGCGCUUCCCUCCUCCGCCACAUCUCUCGGCCGCGUCCUCUGGUCCCGCCGAUACCUCCUCAUCUGCGUCUGCCUCCCCGUCCUCUUCAUCAUCCUCUUCUUCUCCCUCGGCGGCGCCUCGUCUCUCCCCGCCUCCAUCCGGCUACCCUCCGCCUCGCCCGCCGCCGACCUUGCCUCCUCCCGCAUGCGCGAGGCCGAGCUCCACGCGCUCUAUCUCCUCCGCUCCCAGCGUUCCGGCCUCCUCAGCCUCUUCAACCGCACUGCCGCCCCUGAGCCCACCAACAGCUCCACCGCCGCCCCUGUCUCGUUGUCUGAUCUCCAGGCUGCGCUCCUCAGCCAGAUCAAGAUCAACCGCGAGAUCCAGGAGGCGCUCCUCUCAACGCACCACUCUGGGGCCGGCAAUGCCACAGAAGAUGCUUUGGAUCUUGAUCUGCCAGGCCCCGGGUGCAGGAGGAGGGAAUUGCCGUACAACCGGCGGACGAUAGAGUGGAACCCCAAGAAGAAUCGGUACCUGUUCGCCAUCUGUCUCUCUGGGCAAAUGUCGAACCACUUGAUUUGCUUGGAGAAGCACAUGUUCUUCGCCGCACUUCUUGGCCGGAUCUUGGUGGUUCCCAGCCAGAAGGUAGAUUAUCAGUACGACCGGGUGCUUGAUAUCAACCACAUUAAUGAGUGUAUUGGAAGGAAGGUUGUGAUUACUUAUGAGGAAUUUGUGGAUAAAAGGAAGAAAGUGAGCAUCGAUCAAUUUAUAUGUUACGUGGGGUCGCCCCCUUGUUACAUGGAUGAGGAUCAUAUUAAGAAGUUGAAGAGUGUGGGGAUUUCAAUGGGCAAGAUUGAGGCUGCUUGGCCAGAGGAUGCAAAACUGAAGGAGCCAAAGAAGAGAUAUGCAGCAGAUAUCACGGCAAAGUUCACGACAGACGCUGAGGUGCUUGCAGUCGGUGAGUUGUUCUAUGCUGAUGCUGAGGAAGAGUGGAUGAUGCAGCCUGGUGGUCCAUUGGCUCACAAAUGCAGGACUUUGAUCCAACCAAGCAGGCUCAUAAUGCUUACCGCGCAGCGAUUUGUGCAGACUUUCUUGGGUGGAAACUACAUUGCUUUGCAUUUCCGUCGACAUGGCUUUCUUAAGUUCUGUAAUGUGAAGAAAGAGAGCUGCUUCUUUCCUAUCCCUCAGGCAGCAGGAUGCAUCCUGCGAAUCAUCGAGAAAGCUAAUGCCCCAGUAAUAUAUCUGUCGACUGAUGCUGCUGGGAGUGAGACGAAUCUUCUGCAGUCGUUGAUUGUAUUCAAUGACCGGCAAGUACCUCUUGUGAGAAGACCAGAGCAUGAAGGUUCGGAGAAGUGGGAUGCCUUGUUAUACAGAAAACACAUGGGUGGAGAUGAUCAGGUCGAGGCCAUGCUCGACAAGACAAUUUGCGCUUUGUCAAACGUUUUCAUAGGGUCAUCGGGCUCCACCUUCACAGAGGAUAUCUUCAGGCUACGGAGGGGCUGGGGAUCGAUGUCCUACUGCGACGAGUACCUCUGCCAGGGUGAGCCACCCAACUACAUAGCAGAGCUAGAGUGAGAAAAUAGUACCCAUGGUAGAGAGAUUCAUAGCGGCAUUCUUUUUCCCUUUACGUGCUGAUGAUAUACAUAUAUCCUGUAAAUUGGUGUGUACAACUAAGUGUAAAAGAGUUGUGAUAUCUGUAUCAGCGCCGUCCACUGAUUUGUCUGUGCGGCGUAUGUUAUUCUUACAUGGUUAGAGAAUACAAAGGGGGCUUGUGGGU
This is a messenger RNA of Hordeum vulgare subsp. vulgare (domesticated barley), 2012 nucleotides long. Its product is annotated as O-fucosyltransferase 36-like. Lineage: Eukaryota; Viridiplantae; Streptophyta; Magnoliopsida; Poales; Poaceae. Gene Ontology annotation, molecular function: peptide-O-fucosyltransferase activity. The transcript is spliced from 3 exons. Bases 131 to 1810 code for a protein of 559 amino acids. The record is from RefSeq and is a predicted model, not a curated record. Gene Ontology annotation, biological process: protein O-linked glycosylation via fucose.